Molecule: messenger RNA, 939 nt
Organism: Microthlaspi erraticum
Lineage: Eukaryota; Viridiplantae; Streptophyta; Magnoliopsida; Brassicales; Brassicaceae
Source: the annotation of a GenBank genome assembly
AUGGGAGAUCUUCCUGAGGAUUUGCUACUGGACAUACUCUCUAGGGUUCCGGAAGCAUCUCUGGCAAGAUUUCGAUUGGCAUCCAAAGGAUGGAAAGAUCUGAUAGAGAAAGAUGGGAGACUUGUGAAGAAGUCUCUGGUUAUCAUGUUGAUUAAAUCUAGGGUUUAUGUCGCGAGGUAUGAUCCCCAAGGCAGUCUCAAAAACGUUAUAAAGGUGAAACUAGUUGGGUCAAACCUAGAAUUUCACACGAGAAAUAGCGGUGUACAUGCUCUCGGUAAAUCCUCGUGCAACAAGUACAAAAUCUUGAGGAUGAAUAAAUUCAGUAUUCUCGACAAAUUAGUUGAUUACGAAGUCUAUGACUUUAACACAAAUUCGUGGAGGGUUACUGUUGGUGAGAAUAGAGCCUGGUACAUUCUAGCGGGAAGGCCGCUAUGUGGCAUGUCUGUGAGUGGAAAUACUUACUGGCUUGCUCAUGCAAGUAGUUUCGAUGAAUUCUUACUAAGUUUUGAUUUUUCAACCGAGAGAUUCGGACGUGUGUCUCUUCCUCCUGGUAAUAAUGUUUCCUAUCAUGUUUGGGGUUUAUCGGUGACAAGAGAAGAGCAACAACUUUGUCUGCUAACUACUCAGAGCAUAGUGGUAUUCGAUAUUUUAGAUUUAUGGAGGGCAACGAAGAUUAAGAGUAGCGGAGCCGUGUCAUGGAGCAAGUUCCUAUCAGUGGAUUUAGCCUAUCUCCAUCAUCCUUUGGACUUACGUACUGGGAUGAAUUUUUUGGCUGAUCGAGAGAAUAAAGUCUUAGUAUGUCUCGGUGAACAAAAGAACUCUAACAGCUUCUUACACAUUGUGAAAGAAGACAUACACGUAAAAGUGGAUGGUGAUGAUGCAGGAUCUAAGAGCUCAGUUCUCGUCAGUUAUGUUCCAACUUUGGCUCAAAUUCAAUAA